Molecule: messenger RNA, 867 nt
Organism: Echinostoma caproni
Lineage: Eukaryota; Metazoa; Platyhelminthes; Trematoda; Plagiorchiida; Echinostomatidae
Source: the annotation of a GenBank genome assembly
AUGUCCAGUGUCGCUGAUGGUGUUGGUGGUUGGAGGGCCUACGGUGUUGAUCCUGGACGCUUUUCUCGGGCUAUAGUGCGCAAUUGUGAAAGGUUGGUGAAUACCGGUCGUUUCAAACCGGACGAACCUGAACUACUGAUUGCCCAAAGUUACGAAGAUGUUCUCACGUCCAAAGAUCCUAUUAUGGGUAGCGCAACACUUUGUGUGAUCGCAUUGCACCGAUGUGAUCACCGACUGUAUGCUGCCAGUCUGGGUGAUAGUGGAUAUUUGGUUGUACGACACGGUCGUAUCGUUCAACGUUCGACGCAUCAAAAGCAUACCUUCAAUACACCUUUUCAACUGGCUUCACCGCCUCCUGUUCAAACACGCCAGUUUUAUCGUGACUUACCCACACAAGCCGCUCAAAGUUCCAUCAACGUUGAACCGGGUGACUUGUUGGUCGUUGGCACGGACGGUCUGUUUGACAAUCUGACGGACACAAUGAUCCUUCAAGAGUUGGAUACAGUGAAGCUGGAAAAUGAUGAUCCCCUGGAAAGUUUGCAUCAAUGCGCUAGACGUUUGGUGGACAGAGCGCGAAUGGCCGCUUUUGUCCCCGACUUUCAAUCGCCUUUCGCUAGCGAAGCCCGACGCUAUGGCAUCAACAUUGCAGGUGGUGUGCCUGGUGAUAUCACUGUUAUCCUCGGACUAGUUAUCAAUGGCGAUGAGAUUCACGCGGUAGAAUUAACGGAUGCAACCGCCGUGCAACGUUCAUCGCGAUCCACGACUCGCCGACGAUUGCAUCGCCUUUCCGAAUCCGAUUUGGAACGCAUAUUUGUGUCGCCGACUCUCCGAUCAACCUCACACUCCGUACCAAGACAGCAGCCCUGA